AUGGAGCUUGAUUCUGAUGCUGUUGAUUUGGAAGAGCCUAUUCAUCAACACAAUAUGAAUUCGACUGAUAAUAUUGACCUCCAAGCAAAAGUUCGCAAACUCAAUAAUAACGAUAGCAACACAGGACAAACAGAAGGUAAUUUUAACUCGGGGAUUAACGAUGCUGAUGGUGACAAUGGUGCAUUUGCAUCUCAGGAUCAAAAUCUUUCACAGAAUUACGCCAUUCGCAAAAUUCCAAAAUCCCUACCUAUUGACAAUUUAGAUGGUAAUAAGAGAAUACCAUUAGCUGUAAAAUUAGACGUUUCUUCUUCAAAUCAUGCUUUUCCUGUAGGCAAAAAUGAUAAUCAAAAUUCUACAAGGCCGAAAAUGACAAAGAGUCCAAGCAUCAAUCAUUUUUCUGCAAAAACUAUCAUAUAUCGAGUCAAAAGAGAAGUCAAAAUUAGCUGGAAAGGAUCAAGGACACAUUUUCAGCAAUAUUAUGGCGAAAUUCCUCAGUAUCAUGUCAAAGUUAAAACUCUUAACAUUGGAGAAUGUAUUAAGAUCUCCGCUGGCAACAAUUCUCACUUCAGCAAUAAAAGUUUUGCGGAAUACAUUUUGAUUAAUAAGGAUCUUACUGAUAUUUCACUUAGAGUUAACCAUCAACAUGGCCUGGAACUAUUUAAUCUGAAACUUAGUAAAAAUGCUAAUCAAAAUGAAUCGAAGAAUGCAGAAGCUAGAAUUAAAUUUGAUGACGGAAGUACUUUCGAAUAUACUAGUCAGCCACAAGAAAUCCUUCCUGAAAGCCUUCUGAAGAAAGAAAUUCCUAAAAUCAUUACAAGUAUCAAGAACACUGUUCUUGAGGAUUCUAAGAAUUAUUCUAGAAUCUGUAUCGGGAAGAUAGACAAGGAUACUCUUCAAAUUAAUGCAGAUGAAAGAGUUAAGCCUAUAAUUGUUUUCACCUUAGGUGUAGUAUUGUUUUUGUGUAAGUUCUAA
Molecule: messenger RNA, 972 nt
Organism: Trichomonas vaginalis G3
Lineage: Eukaryota; Parabasalia; Trichomonadida; Trichomonadidae
Exons: 1
Coding region: 1-972 (323 amino acids)
Source: RefSeq, a predicted model, not a curated record